Messenger RNA from Striga hermonthica, 858 nucleotides. Lineage: Eukaryota; Viridiplantae; Streptophyta; Magnoliopsida; Lamiales; Orobanchaceae. The record is from the annotation of a GenBank genome assembly.
AUGGGGUUUUUCAUUGUGCUUCGGAUGCUGUUGUGUUUUGCCUGUUUCCAUCUUGCUUUUGGCAUCAGAGAUGGGCUAUUGGACAACGGCAAUUUCGAGCUGGCCCCGAAGGCCUCGGACCUGAACAAGACAGUCCUUCUCAGGCCCGACGCCAUACCCAAGUGGCAGACUUCGGGCUUUGUCGAGUACAUAAAAGCGGGCCAGAAGCAGGGGGACAUGCUAUUGGUGGUGCCGGAAGGUUACGCGGCCGUUAGACUAGGAAACGAGGCCUCGAUCAAGCAAUACGUAAAAGUGACCAAAGGAAUGUACUACUCGUUGACUUUUAGUGCGGCCCGAACUUGCGCCCAGGAGGAGAGGGUUAAUGUGUCCGUGGCCCCGGAUUUUGGGGUGCUCCCGAUCCAGACGUUGUAUAGCAGCAGCGGUUGGGACUCGUACGCAUGGGCCUUUCGGGCCGUUUAUGAUGUGGCUGAGAUUGUCAUUCACAAUCCCGGCGUGGAGGAGGACCCUGCCUGUGGCCCGCUCAUUGAUUCGGUUGCUAUUCGGGCUCUGUAUCCUCCAAAGCCCACUAGCGAUAACCUUUUGAAAAACGGAGACUUUGAAGAAGGCGCGUACAUAUUACCGAAUACGAGCUGGGGAGUCCUUAUCCCCCCGAACAUCGAGGACGACAACUCGCCCCUGCCAGCCUGGAUGGUUGAGUCCCUCAAGGCCGUGAAAUACAUCGACUCGGCCCACUUCACAGUCCCACACGGCCAGCGGGCCAUCGAGCUCGUGGGGGGAAAGGAGAGUGCCGUGGCCCAGCACGUACUACCACAUGAGAAGCGACGACUUGGCAUCGCUGUGUGGGCCCGUGGUAGAUGA